UUGCCGAACACAUCGAAUUACUGUAUCUUGAAAGUUUGAAAGUAGCGAGGAGUCAUAUACUAAUUCAAAGAAUGACAUUAAUUCCAUCGUAUGAUACCGGUAAAACAGAUAUAACAAGAUGGAGACUGAAAGUUGACCACGGUAGACAAACAUGGCAUUAUUUGGAGGAUGAAGAAGAAGUCAGAAAUUGGCCUCAGUCUGUUAUUGAAAAAUAUUUGCUUGGUUUACCCUUCGAAAGCAAGAAGUUUGAUUUUCCGAUAAGAGCGUCGGAAUCGGCACGGAACGGAUUUGAAUUCUUCAAACAACUACAAACUGAAGAUGGUCAUUGGGCAGGAGAAUACGGCGGUCCGAUGUUUUUGCUCCCUGGACUUAUUAUCGCAAUGUAUGUCACAAAAAUACCGGUUCCUGAAAGUUGGAGACUGGAGAUCGUUAGAUAUUUAUUCAACAAAGCACAUCCGAAUGAUGGUGGCUGGGGGUUACAUACUGAACAUCAUUCAACAGUAUUUGGGACCGCGUUAAAUUACGUUACGCUUAGGAUAUUGGGGGUUGACGCUGAUCAUCCGGUCAUGGUCAAGGCUAGAGGAACUUUGCAUAAGCUGGGAGGGGCCGCGGGUGCUCCUUCAUGGGGAAAAUUUUGGUUGGCAAGUUUAAACGUAUAUGAUUGGGAGGGCCUUAACCCUAUCCCUCCGGAAUUAUGGCUUUUCCCAUACUCUUUGCCAAUUCACCCUGCUCGUUUCUGGAUUCACACGCGUGUUGUGUAUCUCCCUAUGGGAUACAUUUAUGGUAGAAGGCUAAGGGCUGAAUUGACACCACUGAUCAUGGAUCUGCGGCAGGAGUUGUAUAUUCAACCUUAUGAAUCAAUUAAUUGGUCGGAUGUUGCUCUUCAAGAAUCAUAUGAUCUGAUAAAAUGCGAAGAUGAAAAUACUGAUUAUCUUGACAUUGCUCCCGUAAGCAAGGUGAUGCACAUCCUUUGCACGUAUUAUGAGGAAGGACCAGAUUCCGAGGCAUUUUUACUCGCAAAAGAAAAAUUAAUUGAUUAUGUGUGGAUGAGUUCUGAAGGCAUGAUGAUGAAUGGAACCAACGGAACUCAACUAUGGGAUACUGCGCUAAUGGUUCUAGCAUUAAUAGAUACAGGUAACAGAUAG
Acaulospora morrowiae is the source of this 1145-nucleotide messenger RNA. NCBI's taxonomy places the organism in Eukaryota, Fungi, Glomeromycota, Glomeromycetes, Diversisporales, Acaulosporaceae. The record is from the annotation of a GenBank genome assembly.